This is a messenger RNA of Oldenlandia corymbosa var. corymbosa, 618 nucleotides long. Lineage: Eukaryota; Viridiplantae; Streptophyta; Magnoliopsida; Gentianales; Rubiaceae. The record is from the annotation of a GenBank genome assembly.
AUGUUGAAGCCCAACCGAAGCUUCAUUUCAUCCUUCUUCCACGGCGUUUCAUCGGCCGGAGGCCUUCGAGUUCCCGGCGUCACCAUCCCAUCCGCCAGUGUUCCUUUCUGUAGACUGAGGAAUUGUUCGUAUUCAUCCACGAGGUGUUACUCUAAUCAGUCGCAGAUGGAGCCGGAGAAUUAUAAAUUUGGACCUUACAAAAUUGACAACAAAGAAGUGUUCUUAUGCACUCAUCUUUCAUAUGCAAUGGUCAUAUCCUUUUCCCUGCGCUUUGCACGUGAAGUGAAACGGUUCACUGAUCUCACUGCCGAUGAGACUGCUGACUUAUGGCUCACUGCACAAAAAGUUGGACGACAGCUUGAGUCCUUUCACUCGGCAUCUUCAAUCACUUUUGCUAUUCAAGAUGGUCCUCAAGCUGGACAGACAGUUCCUCAUGUGCAUAUUCACAUCAUCCCGCGUAGAAGUGGCGACUUUGAGAAAAAUGAUGAGAUUUAUGAUGCUUUAGAUGUGAAGGAGAAGGAAUUGAAUCAGAAGCUUGAUUUGGAUAAAGAUAGGAAGGACAGGAGCAUGGAGGAGAUGGCCGAAGAAGCAGAACACUACAGAAAGCUUUUCGCCUAG